CAGGUCUACAUAAACGAUCAGAAAUAUGCAUGCGAGUCAUGCAUCAAAGGACACCGUUCCUCCUCAUGCCAACACGCGGACAGACCUCUCUUUGAAAUCAAGAAGAAGGGCCGUCCCGUUUCGCAAUGCGAGAAGUGCCGAGAAUUGCGCAAGACGAAGCGGAUGCACAACAAGUGCAAUUGUUCGGCGCUGUCCAGUAGCACCGCGACGUCUCAUCCUAUUGUUGGAGAGUCGUCCACGAAGCCCAUGUCGAAGUGUGCGUGUGUUGAAAAUGUUGUUCUGUAA
This is a messenger RNA of Laetiporus sulphureus 93-53, 285 nucleotides long. Its product is annotated as copper-fist-domain-containing protein. Lineage: Eukaryota; Fungi; Basidiomycota; Agaricomycetes; Polyporales; Laetiporaceae. Gene Ontology annotation, cellular component: nucleus. The record is from RefSeq and is a predicted model, not a curated record. Gene Ontology annotation, molecular function: DNA-binding transcription factor activity, RNA polymerase II-specific; RNA polymerase II cis-regulatory region sequence-specific DNA binding; copper ion binding. The annotation marks the transcript as partial. Gene Ontology annotation, biological process: intracellular copper ion homeostasis; intracellular iron ion homeostasis; positive regulation of transcription by RNA polymerase II. The transcript is spliced from 2 exons.